CUUCACUCACUGACCUCGGCCUGAACGGGUCACACACACACACACACACACACCAGAGGAGCAUCUUCAGGUUCCAGCAUCGACGGGUAUUCUGCAACAGGUGAAUUAACCAUCGGCUGCAGGACAGAGGUUGUCAUGAGGGCGGUGUGUGUGAUCAUCUUGGCCUCUCUGACGGUCCUCCAGUGUCAGGAUCUGCCGGGCGAGAGCGACCCGUCUCUGGAUGAACUCUUCCAGCGCGCCGAGACUCUCCUCAUCCGCUCAAUCCUCACUCAGAUGGAGGACGAGAACAACGACAACGGAGAGCAGCUCGAGUCCCCGACAGACCGGAUGGAGAAGAGGCAACACCCGGGAAAGCGUCAGCAUCCCGGCAAGCGCGAGGACUACGCGGACUACGAAGACGACGCUCCAGUUUUCCAGAAGAGACAGCAUCCCGGCAAGCGCGAGGACGAGGAGAGCGCGAGGCUGAGACGACAGCAUCCCGGGAAAAGACUAUCCCUAGACGAGCCGAUGAUCCUGGAGGAACCGAGCGUGCAGACCGAGCUCUCCAAGCGACAGCAUCCCGGGAAACGGUACCUGAUGCUGCUCCACAAGCGACAGCACCCCGGCCGGCGCGAGCUACAGCACGACGGAGACUUUUCGGAGCUGGAGAAGCGUCAGCAUCCCGGGAAGAGACUGUGUGAGGACUGGGAUGAGCCGGGAUGCGGGCAAGCUAGUAUCCUACUCGAGCUUCUGGAUAACGCCAACAAAAGUCGCGCUGAGGAGAAGCGACAGCAUCCCGGGAAACGCUUCGAGUUAGAGGCCGAUCUGACGGAACAAGAGUAACUGUGUG
Molecule: messenger RNA, 829 nt
Organism: Rhinichthys klamathensis goyatoka
Lineage: Eukaryota; Metazoa; Chordata; Actinopteri; Cypriniformes; Leuciscidae
Gene: trh
Product: thyrotropin-releasing hormone
Exons: 3
Coding region: 136-822 (228 amino acids)
Biological process (GO): hormone-mediated signaling pathway
Cellular component (GO): extracellular region
Molecular function (GO): thyrotropin-releasing hormone activity
Source: RefSeq, a predicted model, not a curated record